UUGCAGUUCGACCGAAAAAAUAAAAAAGACAACAUUUUGAAGCACCCGAAAUGACAAGAAGCAGGCAAAGCAUAAAACCCCUUCUGAAACCCAAAAACUGAACCUUUAAUAAACCCUAGAGAGUGAAUUAGAGAACCAUGAGACGUACUCUAUUGAAUAAUGUCUCUCUCUACGCUCGCAAUCGCCUUCUCUCCCCUCCAACCUGCAACUCUAAUCCUAGCUCCUCACUCGUCCCACUCGCCGCUUCGACUCGGUCCCUACUCAGGCUUUUCUCGUCCGAAGACGACUCUUCCGUUGAAAGCUCCAAUCCGUCUGCUGAUUCGAGCGUGAUCCCAACCAACAAGAAAGAUGCCUCCGUUGAAGUCCAGGACAUCAAUAACAAAGAGCUGAAAGUGCGGAUAGAGAAAUACUUUAAGGGUGAUGAGGAGGCGCUUCCGGCGAUCCUAGAAGCGAUUCUGCAGAGGAAAUUGGCUGAGAAGCAUGAGGAAACAGAUGAUGAGCUGAUAGAUGAACUGCAAAUGAAGCCGCUGGAUAAUGUUAAGGACCAAGAGUUUGAAUCAGAUUUUGAGGAAAUGCAUGACACGGAUGAAGAGAUUGAUAACUUGUAUAACGCAAGGGAUAUAGUCAUGAACAGGAUGGUAAAAGAUGAGUACUACAACAUGGAUGAGAAUAAGUGGAAUGAUAUUGUUGAGGAUGCAAUUCAUCAUGGGAUUAUGAAGGAUACGAAAGAGUGUGAGGCAAUUCUUGAGGAUAUGCUUAGCUGGGAUAAGCUACUGCCAGAUGACAUGAAAAGGAAGGUUGAAGAGAAGUUCAAUGACCUAGGGGAUAUGUGUGAAAGAGGGGAACUUGAGCCUGAAGAAGCUUACAAGUUGUUUAAGGAGUUUGAGGAUGAGAUUGUCAUGGAAUAUGUGCAGAAGAUGGAAGCUGAUGGCCCCCCAAAAUUUGACGAGACUGCUGUACCGGACGAGAAAAAGGAUCUAGAUGACCCUCCAGGCGAAGGGCCAAUCCUUAGGUGGCAAACACGGGUAGUCUUUGCUCCUGGUGGUGAUGCAUGGCAUCCCAAGAAUAGAAAAGUGAAACUGUCUGUCACAGUGAAAGAACUUGGGCUUUCAAAGCAUCAAUUCCAUCGGCUCAGAGAAUUGGUUGGAAAGCGAUACAAUCCAGGGAAAGAUGAGCUUACAAUUACUAGUGAGAGGUUUGAACACCGAGAAGAAAAUAGAAAGGAUUGCCUUAGGACUCUUCUUUCCCUCAUCGAGGAAGCUGGGAAAGCUAACAAACUGGCUGAGGAUGCUCGAGUUUCAUAUGUCAAGGAGAGAUUAAGAGCAAAUCCUGCAUUCAUGGAGAGGCUGCGUAACAAGACCAUGGGAUUGCAAGGAAAGAGCACAGUGCCUGCUUGAGAUUUUGAUUUCCAGCAGCCUGUUGAAAAAUAAGUUUCCAGUUCUGGCAUAACAUUUUCAGGACAUUCGGCUGUUUAAAUUGGUUAACCCUCACUGCAAGAUAAUUAUUUGCAAUAGAAAAUAUACUCCCAAUGCAUAUUUCAUGUAUGCAUUGGUAGCUUUUUCUAGUUGCUAAUGUCGGCAGCCAAUUGUCUUUACCUUAUACCCCGUGAAAAUUUCACUUGGAGCCUUGUUGUUCUGAAGUUCAUGUGCUAUGCCUUUGAAGAUCUUUUUUGCUGAGUGAGAUCUUUCAAUGUAUUAGUUUAAGUUAUCCUUGAUGAGGUGUUAUAACUAACAAGAUCGUUAACGCUAUAUUGAUGUUAUUUAA
Messenger RNA from Prunus avium (sweet cherry), 1764 nucleotides. Its product is annotated as Ribosomal protein S24/S35. Gene Ontology annotation, cellular component: mitochondrial small ribosomal subunit. The record is from RefSeq and is a predicted model, not a curated record. NCBI's taxonomy places the organism in Eukaryota, Viridiplantae, Streptophyta, Magnoliopsida, Rosales, Rosaceae. Gene Ontology annotation, molecular function: structural constituent of ribosome. Gene Ontology annotation, biological process: mitochondrial translation.